This is a messenger RNA of Pomacea canaliculata, 6671 nucleotides long. RefSeq lists its product as uncharacterized. The record is from RefSeq and is a predicted model, not a curated record. The transcript is spliced from 4 exons. The coding region runs from base 100 to 4341 and encodes 1413 amino acids. NCBI's taxonomy places the organism in Eukaryota, Metazoa, Mollusca, Gastropoda, Architaenioglossa, Ampullariidae.
UUAUUUAACACCUCUCUCUCAGCAAAGACUAUCUCGAUCCAUUCAUUCGAGAAGCAAAUCACUUUUAUUUAACACCUCUCUCACUGUCUCCCAGCAGCCAUGGAAAACAUUUGCCGUAUAUGCGGUUUGAAAUUUACGGCGGUCAGGAACCUGAAUCGUCAUGUCAAAGCGAUACACGAAAAGGUAAAAGGCUUUCCUUGUUCUUUGUGUUAUCGAACCUUUUCACGCAAAGAACAUCUUGGCCGCCAUAUGCAAAAGGUUCAUCAGCUUCAGCCUUCGGCUACUUUGACGGCUCCUGCGCCUAAAAAGCAAAAACCCCAGGCGCAGGGUCGGUUAGAAAAAGAUGAUUUGACGGCUCCUCCGCCUCCGCCUCCUAAAAAGCAAAAAACCCAGGCGCAGGGUCGGUUAGAAGAAGAUGAGCUUUUAUCACAGUUACCACCUGAUGUUGAAGAAGUAUAUCGCAAAAACUGGAGCGCAGUCAAAACCCAUAAACGGUACGGAAAACAUCAGUCGGUGUUUACGUUCUUUUGGACUCCCAAUGCCACUCCACUAUGGAGACAACGUCUCGUGGAUCUUUUUGAUUCUCAAAAGAAGCGUUUUAAAAUUAAUUUUUCCCACUCCUUUUUGUUAAAAAAUAAAACUUCAAAUGAGUUAUCGUUUUUUCAUGCCUCUGCCAACAACCACAGAGCACUAAAAAGACCCCGUCUGAUUUCUAACAAACAAGAUUUUUUGGACUUUGUAAAUCAAGUUCAAGACCACGACGCGUUGGAGCACGCCCAAAACGAACGUCCCGACAGUAAGGUGGCGGUGGAGGCCAUCAUGUCCACCUCCUUUUAUGUCAAUCCCAUCGCCGACUUUCCUAUCGGUUGUUGUACAGAUGAUGCUUUACCCGAAUACAUACAAAAUAACAAAAGCCUGCAUACACUUCAAACAGACCAAAACCACGGACAGGCGUACCGUGACAAUCUUUGUUUUUUUAGAGCCCUCGCAUUACACCGUGGCGCCAACGUACAUUCGUUACAGAUCCCUGCGCGAGAACUGUUCAACCAAUGGUCCUCGUCUGCUUCUUUUUCUGACUUUCCAGGAGUGACCCUGCUAGAUCUGCCGAGUUUAGAAGAUAAAUUUAAAGUAAAUAUCGAUGUUUUUCAGUUUGAUGAAAGUCAGUCUCCUCCCGUGCUCGUCCCUCUCCAGCGGAGCGCGUACAAGUAUACAGACGUUCUCCGUCUUUUACAUUACAAGCAACAUUUCAUGCACAUCAUCGACAUCGACAAACUCACACACGCGUUUCAAUGUCCCAAGUGCGGAAAACUUUGGAAAAAAAUUUGGAGGAUGGAGCGACACGAACAAAAAUGUCAGGGGGAUAAGGUCAAAGAGACGUAUCAAGGCGGGGUCUAUCAGGGUACACCCUCCGUCCUGGAAAGUUUACAAUCCCACGGGUUUUCGGUCGACACGUCGUUUGUUUUUCCGUAUAGGGCCACCUUUGAUUUCGAAGUUUAUUUUGAUCGCUCUAACCUUCCCCAACCCCACAGCAACAACACGCGGUACACAGCACAACACGUUCCCUUGUCCGUGUCGGUAGCCAGUAACGUUCCAGAUUUUGAAUCGCCGGUUUGUUUUGUCAGCGACGGCGACUCUCAAAACUUGAUCGAUCGCAUGGUCGAUCACCUAGAAAAAAUUUCGGACCGUUCUUAUCUUUUAUUAUGCGAGCGAUUUAGUGACGUGCUUACAGAGCUAGAUGCUGUCGAACAACAACAAAACAACUCCCCUGACAGUAUUCAAAUUCCCACCGCCGCCCUCAAAGCCCGAUUCGACGACUACUUGCGUCAACUACCGGUCAUAGGGUUUAACUCGGGAAAAUAUGACAUCAACGUCAUCAAACCCUACCUCGUUCGCCGAUUUGUCCUUUGCGAAAAAGAAACAGACGAUGACGAUGUUGACGAGACAAAAAACCCUUUUAAGUUUGUGGUGAAGCGUCACAACGCAUUUUUGUGCAUUUGCACCCAAAAGCUGAAAUUUCUAGACGUCGUCAACUUUCUCGCUCCGGGAUUUAGUUACGCAAAGUACUUGGCUGCCUACAACGUCACAGAACAAAAAGGUUUCUUCCCCUACGAACACGUCACCUCUCUCGACACACUACAAGAACAGCAACUCCCUCCCCACGCCGCGUUUUAUUCGACCCUCAAACAGAGCAACAUCACAGACGAGCAGUACGCCUACUGUCAACAGGUCUGGGAGACUCGCAACAUGACGUCGAUGCGAGAUUUUCUGAUGUGGUACAACAACCUCGACGUUGUGCCUUUUCUGCAAGCGCUCGACAACCAGAUCACGUUCUACGCUACUCUCGGUGUAGACAUGGUGAAAGACGCUAUUUCGGCUCCCGGCAUCACACUGCGCUAUCUCUUCAAAACUCUGUCUUCCGACGUCUACUUUUCUCUUUUCGAUGACAAAACGAAAGACAUCCACUCGCUGCUUCGCGACAACAUCACAGGCGGUCCCUCCAUCAUUUUUCACCGCCAUCACGAAAAAUCUCACACGUUUAUUCGCAACGACCUCAGCAAACCCGUACAAAGCAUAGAGGGUUUCGAUGCCAACGCCUUGUAUCUCUGGGCCUUAUGUCAAAACAUGCCGACGGAACACCCGAUCAUCCGUAAAAAAGAAAAUAAUUUCAAAGGGGAAAAAAGAGACGUAUACGGUCAAAAGUGUCGCGAGUGGUUAGAGUGGGUCAUGUUUUGUAAAAACAUUCACAUUCGGCAUAAAUUUAAUUCAAAAGAAAAACAGUUAGGAAAAAGGCGAAUUCGCGUCGAUGGGUGGCAUUCAGAAACGCAGACCGUCUAUCAGUUUCACGGCUGUCUUUUUCACGGACACGAAAACUGCUCCCUCACGCGCGGUCGCGUCAUCAACCCGUUUAACAAAAAGCCACUCGUCGAGUUGCGGGAAAAAACGCGCGAGAUCACCGCGUACUUACAAAACGUCGUCGGUGUUGCGGUGCAGGAAAUGUGGGAGUGCGAAUGGGAAAGAAAAAAAAAGACCAACCCCCAAAUCUCCACAGUUAUACGCUGUAAAAAGCUCCCCUCCUACAGUUCCAAACGAUAUCCCACCGAAAACGACAUUUUAGCCGCCGUGAAAGACGGAACGCUGUUUGGCCUGGUGCAGUGCGAUCUUCACGUCCCCGAGGCGUUGCGCGAGCGGUUUAGCGAGAUGACGCCCAUCUUCAAAAACAUUCAUGUCACGCGCUCCGACAUUGGUCCUUUCAUGCGAGCGUACGCGGAAAAAUAUAAACUGUUGACCGGUUCCACAAAAACCCUCAUCGGCAGCUAUGUCGGAAACAAAGUUUUACUAGCGACCCCUUUGCUGAAAUGGUAUCUUGAAAAUGGACUCAUAGUCACUGCCAUUUACCUGGUGAUAGAAUACCAACCCAAACCUUGCUUUAAGGCCUUUGGCGACAUGGUCACCAGCGCGCGACGCCAAGGAGACAGCGAUCCAUCCAAAAACAUUUUAAGCGAAACGUUCAAACUGUUAGGAAACAGUGCUUACGGCAAGACGCUCACCAACAUCGCCAGGCACUGCGACAUUUACUACGUCGGUGACUCUGACUGUGAAAAACUGAUAAACGACAGUCGCUUUCAAAAGCUGACGGAACUGACGGAAGACUUGUACGAGGUAGAGAUGGCCAAAAAGAACAUCAACUGGGGCCUCCCCUUACAAAUUGGCUAUUUCGUCUACCAGUACGCCAAACUGAAAAUGCUUCAGUUUUACUAUGACUGCGUGGACAAGUUCGUAGACCGCAGCAACUUUCAGCUGUGCGAAAUGGACACGGAUUCGCUGUACAUGGCUUUGGCGGCACCUCGCUUCGAAGAUGCCGUCCGUCCCGAAUUGCAACAACGGUUUUUUCAAGAAUACACACAAUGGUUCCCGGGACAAGCAUGCGACCAACAUCACCAAGACUUUGUGCACAGCAAAACAAACCACAAACCCUGGGACCCCUCUGCCUGUCCUGCCUGUCUCCAACGCGCUCGCGACGACAAACGCACGCCGGGCUUGUUUAAAACAGAGUACACAGGCGAUGGCAUCGUAGCUCUCUGCAGCAAAACUUACAUUUGUUUCGGUGACUCGCAAAAACUAAGCACCAAGGGUCUAAACAAACACCAAAAUCAACUUGACCACAACCAUUUCAAACAGGUUUUACAGACACAGCAAGCCAGUGGUGGAUGCAACACCAGUUUCAAAACGGAUGGUAAAUCUAUGUUUACCUACCAACAACACCGCAAUGCCUUGUCCUAUCUGUACAUCAAGCGAAAGGUCCUUGACGAUGGGGUGACUACCGUACCGUUAGAUAUUUGAGACUGCUGCUCCCGUUUAGACUGCGAUAUCUUCAAAAGCUGUGAUAAAAGUUUUUCUUGUUCUUUGUGCGUCAAACACAUUUUUUGCCAGUCAAACAAAAGCCCUGCCUCCUCGUGGCGACUGGUGGACAAAGUUUAUUAAAGUUUAUACUUUUCUAAGCUUUGACGAAAUGGGCUCUUUCAAUACAUUUUCCACAAAUACAAAAACAACAAUCAAUCGGGUAUGACAAAAUGGCCGCCACGGAUAUGACAUCACCAAGAUGGCCACCUCCAUGCCACUUCCGGCAAGAUGGCCGACAAGAUGGCCGCCACGGAUAUGACCUCAUCAAGAUGGCCGCACCCACAGGGACUUCCGGCAAGAUGGUCGACAAGAUGGCCGCCACGGAUAUGACCUCAUCAAAAUGGCCGUCUCCAGGCCACUUCCGGCAAGAUGGCCGCCCCCGUGCGACUUCCGGCAAGAUGGCCGCCCCCGUGCAACUUCCGGCGGCUGUGACGUCACGGCUCCCCUUCCGGCUCCCCAAAUGAGGCAUGAAUAGCACAUGUCUAUACUACUCUGGUAGCUUUGUAGCUCUGUGUACUUUUAACUAUAAAAGGCGGAGGAAAAGCUGUGUGUCGUUGGCUCUCCGCCAGCAACAAUCAACCUCCAGCUGCUGUCGUCGUCGUCGUCGUCAAAGUGUCCGACAUGUCACCGCUCGUGACGCUGCUUCUUGUCUCCCUGGUGUCGUCUGCUUCCGCCUCACUCGCCGUGGAUCCUGCAGACAGUCAAGGGGCUUCUUCUGGGCGAAACCUAGUAGUGGACAACAGGUCCAAACGAACGUGUCAUGGCUUCCCCUGCAUGUACUCGCACCUGGCUGAGUACGCCGCGCGCAGAGCCUCCAUGCAGACCUUCCUCAACAUGAUCCGCGAGUGCGCCAACAACCCCCAUUGCUCGCCAGGAAGGCGACGCAGGAGAAGUCCAGCUGCUUUCGUGUCCAACCUCAGACUCCACGACAGAACAUCCUGAGUAUGAGGACCAAUCAGAAGCAGCGGCACUUCCCACUGCAGCACGACGGCCAAUCGCAGGCGGUGACACUUCUCACUGCAGCUUCUUUCGAACUUCUACGAUCUCAGUGUAAACAGUGACUUGAAUCUGGCAUUAAAGGGACAGACGCCCUACUCGUUGUGCUGUUGUCUAUCCAACUGUUACUAUAUUUAGAGAAUAAUAUAAAAUAACACUUCACAAAAUUUAGGACACACCUUCAGAAUGUUUCUGUGUACAUUCCAGGCCCGUGACGCCUUCUGUUCCUUCCCUUGUUAUUUUUCUCAUUUUUUAAUUCUUUUUUAUUGUUAUUAAUUAUUAAUAGUCUAUAGUAAUUUUUAUUUGUGUUAUUAUGUGUGUGUAUGUUGCUGGCUGAUUGGCUACACUGAGCUGCUUGUUGAUUGGAUGUCUGCUUGAUUCCUCGUGGUGCUUUUUUUUUCUUUUCAUCCGUCUUCCCUUCUUCUCUUUUUUCACCUUUGUUGUUAGAUUUUGCCGUUUCAUUCGUUCUUGUAAAAAGGGUUGAAUAAAAGUAAGGAACAAAGCUGUGGUUAAAAGAAAAAUACAGCACUCCUUUAAAGCACGUGUCACGAUGUUCGCGACAAUUCCACCUCACUUUUUUUCUCUUUUUUUUUCCCCAUGUACCCCAGGUUACCAUCCCUUCAGUGAAAUCGCCUUUAGGUAGAAAUAUUUCUCCCACUCAGCAUCAUUAUCAUUAACAACGGAAGUAUCAGAACUUUUCAAAAUGGAAAUAACAGAGCCGAGGAACCGCUCGGAAUUAUCCAAUCGAAAAAAUAAUUUCAAAUAAUUCCUGAAAAAAGAUCAUGCACGGCAAGGGUUUCAUAGUUUCAUGAAAAGAGCUUCUGAACAAGAAAUAUCAAAAUGAACAUUGCUGUGAACAGACAUAUUGCUUCCAUAUCUUGAAAUAACUGUUUAAAUAACUAAAAUAAUUAUGUGUAAUAAAUACGAACAUCCUAGAAUUCUUUUGAGGAACGUUUCUCCACAGCUGUCUGGUUCUAAACAUUCUGCUUUAACUUCAACUCACCCGAUCGUUUGUUCAGUCGUUACUCAAUCAACAAUAUUAGUUUAAGUUCUCGAAACAGUUUUAACUAACUUUACAUAUAUUUACUUUUGAAGAUUGAUGAUUGUUUGAACACGCCUGUUUCACCUUUGUUUGGAAAUGGUCUUUCCUGUGGAACCGAGAAUUUCUUGACACAGUUGUAGGCUCUCUUAUCUUCAAAACUGGAAACUCUGUACCGUACUAUGUUGUCAACAAAAGAAAGAUAUUAAACUCCAAGUACUUUGUGAUGGCUACA